Messenger RNA from Sorghum bicolor (sorghum), 2046 nucleotides. Its product is annotated as amino acid permease 6. The transcript has 6 exons. The record is from RefSeq and is a predicted model, not a curated record. Gene Ontology annotation, cellular component: plasma membrane. Bases 125 to 1567 code for a protein of 480 amino acids. NCBI's taxonomy places the organism in Eukaryota, Viridiplantae, Streptophyta, Magnoliopsida, Poales, Poaceae.
CCCUCGCCACCACCACCACCACCACCACCGUCGUCUCCGACUCCGAUCCAUCGAUCCGUGUCCCUCCUCCCUGUUCCUCUCUCCGGUUAAUUAGAGGCAGUAAGCCGGCGAGAGCACGCUCGCAAUGGUGUCGGAGAGGCAGCAGCAGCAGGGGAAGGUGGCCGCCUUCAACCUGGCGGAGUCCGGCUUCGGCGACCAGGCCGACCUGCUCGACGACGACGGGCGCGAGAGGCGCACGGGGACGCUGGUGACGGCGAGCGCGCACAUCAUCACGGCGGUGAUCGGCUCCGGUGUGCUGUCGCUGGCGUGGGCGAUCGCGCAGCUGGGGUGGGUGAUCGGCCCCGUCGUGCUGCUGGCCUUCUCCGCCAUCACCUGGUUCUGCUCCAGCCUCCUGGCCGACUGCUACCGCGCCCCCGACCCCGUCCAUGGCAAGCGAAACUACACCUACGGACAGGCCGUCAGGGCAUACCUGGGGGUGUCCAAGUACCGGCUGUGCUCGCUGGCGCAGUACAUCAACCUGGUGGGCGUGACUAUAGGCUACACCAUCACCACCGCCAUCAGCAUGGGGGCGAUCAAUCGUUCCAACUGCUUCCACAGCAAGGGGCACAGCGCCGACUGCGAGGCGUCCAACACCACCAACAUGAUCAUCUUCGCGGGCAUCCAGAUCCUGCUGUCGCAGCUCCCAAACUUCCACAAGCUCUGGUGGCUCUCCAUCGUCGCCGCCGUCAUGUCCCUCGCCUACUCCUCCAUCGGACUCGGCCUCUCCAUUGCAAAGAUCGCAGGUGGGGUGCACGUCAAGACGUCGCUGACGGGUGCCACCGUGGGGGUCGACGUCACCGCGACCGAGAAGAUUUGGAAGACGUUCCAGUCCCUGGGAGACAUCGCCUUCGCCUACUCCUACUCCAACGUCCUCAUAGAAAUUCAGGACACGCUGCGGUCGAGCCCGCCGGAGAACGUGGUGAUGAAGAAGGCGUCCUUCAUCGGCGUGUCGACGACCACCAUGUUCUACAUGCUGUGCGGCGUCCUGGGCUACGCGGCGUUCGGCAACGACGCCCCCGGCAACUUCCUGACGGGGUUCGGCUUCUACGACCCCUUCUGGCUCAUCGACGUCGGCAACGUCUGCAUCGCCGUGCACCUCAUCGGCGCCUACCAGGUCUUCUGCCAGCCCAUCUACCAGUUCGUCGAGGCCUGGGCGCGCUCCCGCUGGCCCGACAGCGUCUUCCUCAACGCCGAGCACACCGUCGCCGGCGGACUGUUCUCCGUCAGCCCGUUCCGCCUCGUGUGGCGCACCGCCUACGUCGUGGUCACCGCGCUCGUCGCCAUGGUCUUCCCCUUCUUCAACGACUUCCUGGGGCUCAUCGGCGCCGUCUCCUUCUGGCCGCUCACCGUCUACUUCCCCAUCCAGAUGUACAUGGCGCAGGCCAAGACGCGCCGAUUCUCGCCGGCGUGGACGUGGAUGAACGUGCUCAGCUACGCAUGCCUCUUCGUGUCGCUGCUCGCCGCCGCGGGCUCCGUCCAGGGGCUCGUCAAGGACCUCAAGGGCUACAAGCCAUUCAAGGUCUCCUAAAUAAAUUAAGGACUUGCAUGCAUGCCUCUGGACGAUCGAUCGAAGAAGACAUGGCACAUGCAUCUGAUCUGAAUCCGAUCGAGGGCGUGUGAUCGAUUAUUGGAGGUCUCCUAAUAUUAAGUAUAUAUAUUAGCUAGCUGCAGGAAUGAAUUGAACGACGACGACUCUGAAACGUACGAUUAGGUGCAUGCAAUGCAUGUUGCAUGCAUACUAGUCCAAGUGAUGGAUACAUAUAUACUACAGUCAUAUGGGAGCUAGGGUAUCGGAGGAUAUAUAUGGUGGGUCCUGAAACAGGUUAAUUACUUCCAGUGCUGUCAAAUGUCAAUGUUGGUUAAAGUACUACGUAGCCUAAGUAAGUAGUGGUAUGGUUAAUUAAUGGUUUGGGUUUGAACUUUGAAAUGUAUAUGUAAUUCUUAAAUUAAGUGUAAUGGCAGCCUAAUCGAAAUGGAAAUAAGAUUCUAGAACUCAGUUGACUGAAA